AUUACUUCAAGUUUAGACCUCGAAAAAGGAAAAAUCACUAGGAAUUUCAAUUGCAAUUGUAGAAUCAUAUAAAUUACAAUGGUAGAAGAAACAACACAGACAAAUAGGUCGCGAUCUAAAAUGGCCAAACCCAAACCUGUUUAUCUAUGGACGGUAAUAGAUGUUCUAAAAUGGUUUCGCCGUGUAAAUAGUGAAUAUCUUCAUUAUCUAGAACUAUUUUCAAAGAAUGAAAUUACCGGACGAGCUUUGCUACGAAUCAACGAUUCAUCUCUGCAAAGAAUGGGAGUCACCAACAAUCGAGACCGCGAAGCCAUUUGGCGUGAAAUUGUCAAACAAAAACUCAAGACUGAUAUAAUGGAAAUAAGGGACAUGGAACGAAUUGUAAAUCAACAUUCGAAUAUGGCCAAAAUAACGCACAAGGCUACAGCGGCAGCCCAUCGGAAGUAACGAAAUCCCAUGCAGAGGCUUUGUGGAACAACGAAGUGUAUUCAACGAGUGAACGAAGUAUAGACAAAAAAAAAACGCAGAAUAAAAUCACAACACCAAGUGAGCGGUUGUAACAAGUGAUGUAAAUUAAGAUACAUUUUAAGCUAGCAAUUAAAUAUACCAACAAGUACAUUCAUAUAUUUAUUAUACAUACCACAUAAUAAAGAUUGAUCAUAGGCUUUUUUAAAAUAAAUAUCUCAAAAUACAUAUAUACUCAAGAUUAA
Molecule: messenger RNA, 710 nt
Organism: Stomoxys calcitrans (stable fly)
Lineage: Eukaryota; Metazoa; Arthropoda; Insecta; Diptera; Muscidae
Gene: ave
Product: protein aveugle
Exons: 2
Coding region: 79-447 (122 amino acids)
Biological process (GO): cell surface receptor protein tyrosine kinase signaling pathway
Cellular component (GO): cytoplasmic side of plasma membrane
Molecular function (GO): protein binding
Source: RefSeq, a predicted model, not a curated record